Molecule: messenger RNA, 588 nt
Organism: Olea europaea var. sylvestris
Lineage: Eukaryota; Viridiplantae; Streptophyta; Magnoliopsida; Lamiales; Oleaceae
Product: heavy metal-associated isoprenylated plant protein 27
Exons: 2
Coding region: 65-514 (149 amino acids)
Molecular function (GO): metal ion binding
Source: RefSeq, a predicted model, not a curated record
AUAGCAGAAGAAGAAUUAGAGGCGGGGGGAAACCGGCUCAAAAGCUCGUAAAUUGUUUGAAAACAUGGCGGACCUGCAAAUUGUUCCGGCUGGGAAGAAUGUGGAGGCACAAUAUGUGGAAAUGAUGGUGCCUCUGUAUUCUUAUGGCUGUGCCAAGAAAGUGAAGAAAUCUUUAGAAAAUCUCAAAGGUAUUUACUCAGUUAAUGUGGAUUUCCAUCAACAAAAAGUAACUGUAUGGGGAAUUUGUAACAAAUACGAUUUACUAGACAUCGUACGGAGCAGAAGGAAAGAAGCGCGUUUUUGGAAUCCAGAAGAUAACAUAGAAAUCCAAGAAUCAAAUUCUGCACCACCAUCGCCGCCGCAUUCGUUAUAUCCAAAGGGCUCUCCGCCACCGUAUCUGGCCAUCAUUAAGGGCAGAGCUUUAAGGUGGAAAGCCAAGGCCAUGAUCAAGGGUGGAUAUUCCUCUGGCUUGAAAGCUUUGAAGAAGUCCUUCUUAAGAUCAUACUCAUUCUAAAAUCCCCCAUUUGAAAAAAAUAAAACAAUAAAAAAUAAUAUAUAAUGUGUUGGAUUGUGUCGCAUUUUAUCGUA